AGCAACCUCGCGCAACUACUGUAUGUCGCACCCUUCAAUGACUACAUAGAAAACGUAUAAAUAGCAUUUUCGCUCCUGAUUAAGACAGAUACUAUUGUUAUCACUGAUGCUGGUAUUAAGUGCAGCUCAAGAAUCUUACACGACCGAUGGCUUUAAUGAUAAAUUAAAUAGUGUAGAACCAAAUCCAUCUGUACGGUUGGAUCCAUAUAUUCGAAAAGCUUUACUGAAAGCGCUAAGCGAUCUUGAAGAGAGCGGAAGAGCAUCAGACCCAGAAUCGACAGAUGCUUCAUCUACAAGUUCUGAAACUCUGAGCACAAGUGAAAAUAACUUUAGACAACGGAAGCCAAAAGAAAAUAUACAGAUUCACUCAUUUGUCGUAAACGGCCAAGAAGCUUUUAGAAAUAACACAAAUGCCUCACCGACAUUGUUAGACAGCAAGAUAUCUAUACUGAGCACAACAGUAGGCAAUGUAGAAAACUAUAUAACUGCAACACUUCCAACACAAACACCUUUCAAAGAGAUAUUUCAAGCCAAAGAGUCGGGAGUAAAUGUUCAGCAAAUCAGAAGCCUCACAUCAAAAUCAAGUUUUGGAAGCAGCCAAGCAAACAAAAUAAGCACAUCAAAACCACGCUUGAUAUCAACAACUUCAACCACCUCCACAACAACAACUACAACGACUACGCCCAAACCGACUCAUGAUAAGGAUGGUACAAAUAUUGAAGAGGUAGAUAAACGCGACGUUCAAGUCUAUCAGGCCCCACUCGUCGCAGCUUUUACAGUUCAUCAAGACGCGCAUGGCAUUCCCAAAAAAGUUAUUCCUAUAUAUCAACAAACAACAAAUCAGGAUGUCCUGAAAUCCUUAGAUUCAAAUCCUCAACAAGAUGUAUCAAAUAGCAACGGAAUCCCUAAAAUCUCCCAAUCAGACUACAUCUCACAGCAACUAACUUUACAAAAGCAACUCGAAGAAAAACAAAGAUUUUUAGAAGAACAGCUCAGACUAUUACAGAUACAGCAGAUACAACAAGAACAGUUAUUACGUAAACAACAAUUUCUUCUUCAGCAAAAAGAAGCGCAAAGACAACAACUUCUUCAAUUUGAGCAGGAGCAAUUCAAAAGGCAACAAGUGGAACAGCAAAAUGCACAACAGAAAAAUGUACAGCAACUUUUAAAUCCAACAGGAAUUCAGCCUACUUCACAAAUAACUAUUCAACCAAGUGUAGCCAUAUCAAGUAAUACGUUAGCUAAUCAAGCAUUACCUAACAAAGAGGCUAUAGAUUUUCUCAUUCAUCUACGCAGCCAACAAUCGGAACAAUUUCCUUUGCAAAACAAUCACCUUCCUCAAGGAAUAAGCAGUUUCUUACAACCAAACCAAAACUUUGCUCAGAAUCAAAAUUUUAAUCAAGGGAAACAGGGAAAUCGCGUCUUUCGACAUGAAAGCGGUGUAGGUAAUUUCGGAAUCAAUAAUCCAAACUACAAUAGAUUCAAUACAUUCAGUCCGGUUCAUACAAAUGGAUUCUUCCCAAUAAAUCAGCAGAACCAAUUUAGUCCAGAUGCUGAAUUAAAACAAUUAUUAGUCCAAACUGGUUUGAAUGGUAGAGCGCACGAAGACUUAAAUAUUGUAACUAAAGUUUUAUCUCUAAAUCACGGUGUACCAGUAAAUAUAUCGAACCGGUUAAAUUUUGAUAGUAGACGACAUGUACGACCGUUUCAAACGCAAUGAAUGUAUGAAUGAGAUACGCGAGCGUUAGAGGGGCAAAAUACAAAAAAAUAUUUGACUACUAUCUAGGUUGUAAAUAAUAUAAACAUAUUUUACCUCAGAAUUCCUAGAUUUUAGAAAGAUAGUGGAUUUAGGCUUGACCGACUUCAAGUUCGAAUGAAAAAAAUAUUUAGAAUCUGGUAUUACCGAAAAUAUAUUACACCUCACCUAUAAAUUACUUAUAUUUAAUUAUUACAGCGAAUGAAAAAUGAAUGAAUUUAUUUUCUGCUUAAGUAAACUCUUGUAAUUUUAGUAUUAGUUGUAAGGCGUAGGGUACAGAAAUGUUAUCGAUUAAUAAAAAAAUAGAGACAAAUGGAGACUAAAAAAAGCCCGUUAAACAUUUACAAAGGUCUGUUACCUAUUUUUAUAAUCUCUAAUGUAGUAUUAUAUUUUAUGAUUAUUAUGUAAAGACAAAAUGAGUCGUCUGCGCUGUAUUGAAGAUUAUUUUUAAGAUAGUCUAAAAAUUGCUACAUACUACUUAAUCAUAAUAUUUAUUUUAUACUUAAGAAUGAAUUUGUCAUUUGCCAUAGGUUGAUUAUUUUUUACAAUUCAAAAUAAAGCUAAUGAAACUUACAUAAAAGCAUUUAAAAACAGCG
Molecule: messenger RNA, 2352 nt
Organism: Pieris brassicae (large cabbage white)
Lineage: Eukaryota; Metazoa; Arthropoda; Insecta; Lepidoptera; Pieridae
Exons: 2
Coding region: 107-1720 (537 amino acids)
Source: RefSeq, a predicted model, not a curated record